Molecule: messenger RNA, 465 nt
Organism: Linum trigynum
Lineage: Eukaryota; Viridiplantae; Streptophyta; Magnoliopsida; Malpighiales; Linaceae
Source: the annotation of a GenBank genome assembly
AUGAAGGAAAGAGAGAGGAAACAAGCGGCGGCGGCGUCGCCAUGCGCGGCGUGCAAGCUGCUGAGGAGGAGGUGCGCCAAAUACUGCGUGUUCGCGCCAUACUUCCCGGCGGAAGAGCCCCACAAGUUCGCUAACGUCCACAAGGUCUUCGGCGCUAGCAAUGUCAACAAGAUGCUUCAGGAAUUAGCAGUGCACCAGCGAGGAGACGCGGUGAGCAGCAUGGUGUACGAAGCCAACGCCAGGGUGCGGGACCCGGUGUACGGCUGCGUGGGCGCCAUCUCGUCGCUGCAGCAGCAGAUCGACCUGCUCCAGACCCAGCUGGCUCUGGCCCAAGCUGAGGUGGUCCACCUCCGCCUCCGCCAGGGCUUCUCUGCAGGGAGCCCAGCUGGGUCUCCUCCUCCUUCAAGCCUCAUGGGGAUUAUCCCUCCCAUCUUCGAGAUCGACCAGUCCAUGUGGUCGUGCUAG